AUGGCGAGCGAAGCUGGAUGGUCUUGCGAUGCCAACGAUGCGGUUCAUGUUACCGUCAUCCAACCGGGCGAGAAGAAGCCGAAGACACUUUCCACGUUCCACCCCCAAUUCACCUAUCCAAUUUUUGGCGACGAUGAACAAAUUUUCGGCUACAGGGGUCUUAUAAUUCGCUUGCGCUUUGCGGCCCACGAUUUGCGCCCUCAUGUUCACAUCUCCUACGACGAAAAGUUCAAGUCAGUCGGUGACACAACUGCUGUCGACCUUCUCGCUACGUUGAAACCAUUUGUCCAGCAAGAGGCCUUCGCCAAUCUUCCAGAUUAUGAGAAAGCUGUUCAGAACGACCCAGACGCCAAAGACUUUAAACCUCCGGGCGAGUUUGUGAUUGGCUAUGAAGUGAAUGACAGGAAAUAUGAGAUCUGGUCUGGAUCGCUAGGAAACCCAGAAGUGCGCAAAAUCCUGGAUCGCAUGCAGGUCCUUGUGUCCCUCUUCAUUGAAGCCGGAACCCCUUUGGAGACAGACGACCCGGAAUGGACCCUCGAUCGGUGGACAGUAUACUUCGUGUAUGAAAAGGUGACACCUCCAACGCCAACAGGUUCAUCAUAUUCGAUCGUGGGGUAUGCCACGACGUACCGCUACUGGUAUUACCACCGGGAUCAAUCAGAAACACCCACAGUCAAAAACGACGAUUUCCCACCAUCAGAAGUCAACAUUGCUGAGCUUCCUGCCCGGAUUCGCAUUGCCCAGUUCCUUAUUCUUCCCUCACACCACCGCGCCGGUCAUGGCACUCACCUAUAUACCACAAUCCACGCGGCCUGCAUCGCAGAUCCAACCAUUUUGGAACUAACCGUCGAAGAUCCCAACGAACAAUUCGAUGCGCUCCGUGAUACAACGGACUAUUGUCUGCUGCAGCCGGAAUUCUUGAAGCAUGACGUGACUCUUAAUCCCGACCCUCUCGGGGCGUAUUCUCAAAAGAAACGCCCUCGCAAUGUGCCCACUUCCGCCCUCAUUCCCACCAAACUUCUCCUCGAUAUUCGCAAAUCAUUCAAAAUUGAACCUACUCAGUUCGCCCACGUUUUGGAGAUGUACCUCCUCGGCCAGAUUCCUCAAAGUCACCGCCUGGCCGGCGGCACAAAUCUUGCUCGGCUAUUGAUCAAGAAGUAUAAGGCCGACAAUGAGGAUGACCGACGUUACUACUGGUGGCGCAUGCUAACAAAGCAGCGUCUCUAUAAGAAACACAAAGAACUCCUAAACGAACUGGAGCUUCUGGACCGGGUGGAAAAGCUCGAUGCCACAGUCCAGAACGUGGAGGAAGGCUAUGAGAUUACAUUAGAGGCACUUGAGGGUCGCUUGUCAGAGGCCGAAACAAAUGAAGAAGCAGAGGCAAACGACCAGGCCUCCAAGGCCCCAACCGGUAGCCGAGACAAGCGUAUCAAGCGCAAGCUCACGGUCAUGGACGAGGAUGACGAGGAGGAGGACACAGCAGAGCCCGCUAAGCGACCGAAGGUUUAA
Molecule: messenger RNA, 1509 nt
Organism: Penicillium paradoxum
Lineage: Eukaryota; Fungi; Ascomycota; Eurotiomycetes; Eurotiales; Aspergillaceae
Gene: hat1
Product: histone acetyltransferase catalytic subunit HAT1
Exons: 4
Coding region: 1-1509 (502 amino acids)
Biological process (GO): subtelomeric heterochromatin formation
Cellular component (GO): nucleus
Molecular function (GO): histone H4 acetyltransferase activity
Source: RefSeq, a predicted model, not a curated record